This is a messenger RNA of Pyrus x bretschneideri (Chinese white pear), 2201 nucleotides long. RefSeq names its product probable WRKY transcription factor 31. Lineage: Eukaryota; Viridiplantae; Streptophyta; Magnoliopsida; Rosales; Rosaceae. The transcript has 6 exons. Bases 112 to 1932 code for a protein of 606 amino acids. Gene Ontology annotation, molecular function: sequence-specific DNA binding; DNA-binding transcription factor activity. Gene Ontology annotation, biological process: regulation of DNA-templated transcription. The record is from RefSeq and is a predicted model, not a curated record.
UCUCUCUCUCUCUCUCUCUCUUAAAACCCUCCUCCUCCAUCUUCUUAAUCUCCCCUUCGUCUCUCUCUUAAUUACCACUUGUUCUUAUCGUCAAAAGAUUAAUUAAAUUUUAUGGACAAAGGAUGGGGGCUCACGCUUGAUUCUGACUCCUUCGGCUACCUCCUCAACAAGCCGCCCACCGCCGUAGUUAAGCUCGACCACCACAACAACAAGAGAAGCAGUUUUUUUAGUGGGGAAAGGAUGUUCCCGGGAAUGGAAUUCCCCGUCAAACUUGGCCGCCGGGAAGAGCAGGAUGCGUCACAGCCGUCCAAUGACAACAACCGGAUGGUUGUGGAUGAGGUGGACUUCUUUUCCGAUCGUAAGAACAAGCUCAAUACCAAUAGUACCGAUGAUCAUCAUCAGGAUUCGAAAUCCAAUGGUGCAGUCAGUGUCAAGAAGGAGAAUUGGACUGGUUUGGAUGUUAAUACUGGAUUGCAGCUUGUUACUGCGAACACCCGAAGUGAUCAGUCGAUGGUUGACGAUGGGAUUUCUUCUGAUCAUGGGGUUAACAAAACAGCAAAGAAUCAUGAGCUGGCACAGUUGCAAGUGGAGGUGCAACGUAUGAAUGCUGAAAACCAGAGGCUGAAAGAAAUGCUUGGUCAAGUGACCAACAACUACAGUGCAUUGCAGAUGCAUCUUGCUGCAGUUGUUCAACAACAAAAUCACACUACUGCUGCUCCAGCUGAUCAGAGAUCACAAUUAGACCGUGAUCAGAAUACUGAAGCAAAGUCUGAUCAAGAAAAGAAGCAAGGGUUGGUGCCAAGACAAUUUCUGAAUUUGGGUCCGAGAGCCACAGCCGAGACGAAUGAUGACCAAGUUUCCAAUUGUUCAUCGGAAGCAAGAACCCGAUCAGCUUCACCACCUCAAAACAUCGAUGAAGUUGUGAAAAACGAUCAGAUUGGUCCGUUGGAUCCGCCAAACUCUAAUAAUUUCCGUGACGGGAAAAGAGUUGGCGGGGAUGAGAGUCCUGAAUCUGAAUCACAAGGAUGGGUGCCCAACAAGGUCCCCAAGCUCAACAAUUCUGCGGCUCCUAAGCCAAUUGAUCAAUCAACCGAGGCAACCAUGAGGAAAGCCCGCGUCUCCGUCCGAGCCAGAUCAGAAGCCCCUAUGAUUACUGAUGGAUGUCAAUGGAGAAAGUAUGGACAGAAGAUGGCAAAGGGAAACCCAUGUCCUCGUGCAUAUUAUAGGUGCACAAUGGCUGUAGGCUGUCCUGUUCGCAAACAAGUACAACGUUGUGCUGAGGACAGAACCAUACUGAUCACAACAUAUGAAGGCAACCACAACCACCCACUGCCACCCGCUGCAAUGGCCAUGGCAUCCACCACCACAGCAGCCGCCAGCAUGUUGCUUUCGGGGUCCAUGGCAAGCGCGGACGGGAUGAAUAUGAACCCUAAUAAUUUGCUAGCCAGAGCAAUUCUUCCUUGCUCAUCGAGUGUUGCCACAAUUUCAGCCUCAGCUCCAUUCCCAACUGUCACAUUGGACCUCACCACAUCUCCAUUACAAUUCCAAAGACCAAACACCCCAUUUCAAGUCCCUAAUUUCCCAGGGCAACCCCAGAGUUUUGGGGCAGCUUCACAACAACUGCCUCAAGGUUUUGGGCAGGCCCUCUACAACCAGUCUAAGUUUUCAGGACUUCAAUUGUCCCAGGAUUUAAUGGGGUCUACUAGUUCUCAACAACAACAACAAAUGCAGCAAACUCAGUCUUCCUCGUUUGCUGACACAGUGAGUGCCAUCGCGGCUGAUCCGAGCUUUACUGCUGCUCUCGCGGCCGCUAUCACCUCCAUCAUUGGUGGAGGAGCGCAUCCGAGCAACAACAACAGCGCCUCUACCACGUCCAACACCAGCAGCGGAGCCAACAACAACAAGAACAUUAGCAGCUUCCCGGGAAAUUAACUAGAAAUGUGGGCGUCUAUUUUUUUUUGUUAAUUUUGUCCUUUGGGUUUAGAAAAUGUUGGUAACAUGUCGAUACCUUUUGUUGUUUUUUGGGGAGGGUUAGAAUUGGUAGAUGGAACCCAACUUCAUUCUUUCUUUCUUUUUCUUCCAGGUUUUAUUUUAAAUAAUUUGAUUCAAAUUUCUCAGUAAAUACACAGAACAAGGAAAAAGAUUUAGCUUAGAUUAUGUAUUUACUAUUCCAAUCAAUGAGAAGUACAUGCACUGCUACA